This is a messenger RNA of Maniola jurtina (meadow brown), 979 nucleotides long. It is a transcript of the gene Nep1, whose product is annotated as ribosomal RNA small subunit methyltransferase NEP1. The coding region runs from base 184 to 894 and encodes 236 amino acids. The record is from RefSeq and is a predicted model, not a curated record. Gene Ontology annotation, molecular function: rRNA binding; rRNA (pseudouridine) methyltransferase activity. Gene Ontology annotation, cellular component: small-subunit processome; nucleolus. Lineage: Eukaryota; Metazoa; Arthropoda; Insecta; Lepidoptera; Nymphalidae. Gene Ontology annotation, biological process: rRNA base methylation. The transcript has 3 exons.
AAAUCAAAACAUAACCUAAAAAAUAUUUAAAUACACAUGUAAUAUUUUUUAAGUUUUGAACAAUUAACUAAAUAUACGUACAUUAUCAAGUAUACAGUCAAAAAUAAUAAGAGCUAAGGGAAAGAGGAGUAAAAUACUGAUAAGCAAAUCUGCAAGUGGGCUGUGGUGGUUGUAAACUUUAUCAUGGGUAAAAAAAGGAAACUAGCUCCAAAAACCGAUGAUUUUGAAUAUGAUCCCAUUCCAAAACAUCUGGUUACAUCACAUAUAAAGAAACAAGAGAAGCGUCUCAUAGUUAUUCUUGAAAAUGCUCAGUUAGAAACAGUUAAGAGUGGGAACAGUUUUGAGCUCUUAAAUUGUGAUGACCAUGCCAAUAUACUGCGGAAGAAUGAUCGGGACCCAGGGUCUUGUCGGCCAGACAUCACACACCAGUCCCUGCUCAUGUUAAUGGAUUCACCUCUAAACCGAGCAGGGCUCUUGCAAGUCUAUAUACACACGGAAAAAAAUGUCCUCAUAGAAAUUAAUCCACAGACAAGAAUACCUAGGACAUUCAAAAGAUUUGCUGGCUUAAUGGUGCAACUCUUACACAAAUUUGCUAUAAGGGCAUCAGAUGGACCAAUGAAGCUGCUUAAAGUCAUCAAAAAUCCGAUAACUUCACAUUUGCCUGUUGGUGUGAAAAAAAUCACCAUGUCUUUUAGUUCAAAGAUGGUGCAAAACUGUCGAGAGUUGGUACCAAAGGAUGAACCCAUAGUCCUCAUUGUGGGGGCGAUGGCUCAUGGCAAAGUGGAAGCGGACUAUUCAGAAGAUGUGAUAUCAAUCAGCAACUACCCUCUGUCAGCUGCUUUGACUUGUGCAAAAUUGUGUACUGCCUUUGAAGAAGUAUGGGAUGUUGUAUGACAAAAUUCUAGCAUAUUUUGUAACAUAAUAUUAUUAUAGUUAUUACUUAUUAAUAAAUGUAACAUAUACUUUCGACUAUUAAUGU